This is a messenger RNA of Anguilla rostrata (American eel), 1822 nucleotides long. RefSeq names its product aldo-keto reductase family 7, member A3 (aflatoxin aldehyde reductase) (gene akr7a3). The transcript is spliced from 7 exons. Lineage: Eukaryota; Metazoa; Chordata; Actinopteri; Anguilliformes; Anguillidae. The record is from RefSeq and is a predicted model, not a curated record. The coding region runs from base 82 to 1155 and encodes 357 amino acids.
GAAAUUUUGACACACUCCCUUUCUUCACUCAGCUUGCGUGUCCUUUGCACUCGGCUAUUCUGCUGACUCGUGGUUUUUAUUAUGCUGUGGGGUGCGAGAGCAGGCCUAUGCGUAAUCCAACGAACAUUCACGACCAGAAUCAAGCAUUUGUCUUUAGUCCCACAUCGAAACAUGUCUUCGUUAGAUGGAACUCCCUCUAAAAUCCCCGCCACCCUACUAGGGACGAUGGCGUUUGGGGGGCGUGCAGACGCGGAAAAGAGCACGGCUAUGGUACGGGUUUAUCUGGAGCGUGGCCACAAUGAACUGGACACAGCCUUUAUGUAUACAGAAGGACGGGCGGAGACAAUCAUUGGCGCUAUGGGACUUCCCAAGACAGUGAAGAUCGCCACAAAGGCAAACCCCUGGGAUGGGAAAACCCUGAAGCCUGAGAGUGUGCGUUCCCAGCUGGACACCUCUCUGCACAGGCUCCAGACCCAGAGUGUGGACAUCUUCUAUCUGCACGCGCCCGACCAUAACAACCCUGUUCAGGAAACCCUGCAGGCCUGCAAUGAGCUGCACAAGGAGGGCAAAUACAAGGAGCUGGGCUUGUCUAACUACGCCUCAUGGGAAGUGGCAGAGAUCUACUGCAUCUGUAAGCACAACGGAUGGGUGCUUCCGACGGUUUACCAGGGCAUGUACAAUGCCACUACACGGCAAGUGGAGACAGAACUGCUGCCCUGCCUGAAAAACUAUGGCAUUCGCUUCUAUGCCUACAACCCCCUGGCAGGGGGUCUCCUCACAGGGAAGUACCAAUACCAGGACCAGAACGUCCAGCCCGAGGGGCGCUUCUUUGGGAACAGUUGGGCCGGUGCCUACCGGGACAGGUACUGGAAGAAGAGUCACUUCCAGGGCAUAGAUCUGGUAAACGAGGCUCUGGAGGCAGCGUACGGUGCACAGAAGCCCACUAUGACCUCUGCCGCCCUGCGCUGGCUGUACCACCACUCCAAGCUACAGGGGGAUCUUGGCGAUGGCGUCAUCAUUGGCAUGUCCUCCAUGGAGCAGCUGGAGCAGAACCUGUCUGCCACCCAGGAGGGUCCCUUAGACCCAGUGGUGGUACAGGCCUUCAAACAGGCUUGGGACCUGGUAGCCCAUGAAUGCCCCAACUACUUCCGCUAAAAGAAUUCUCUGCUCGGAAGACACCCCCUCUACCCUCUUCACAGUCGGCGAGGGACAACAGUGGAUAAAACUAAAAAGUUUCAUAAUCCACCAGAUAGGCUAUUCACUAUUCCAUUGAUCUUUAAGUCUUUGAUUGACUUAAAUAGAAUUUUCUAAACUUAAGGCCUCAUAAAGUAAAUGUAUAUUACAUUUGAUAUAUUUGAUGUGACUGGGAGAUAACUACAUUGCAAUUCUGCAACAACAAUGUGCAAGUGUGGCAGAUUGGUCCACGUGCAAAUGAAAAACUGGAGAGAGUGGAAUGGAGAAGACUGAAACUAGCGAAGAGACUGGAGACAGCCUCCACUGCCUGUGCUGAGAGCAAAAGAUUUUGUUGCCCAAUAAAACCAGGCUACUUUUGACAGCCUAAUAAAAUGUAGAGCCUCAUGUAGCACUCUAACAAGCUUGCUUCUUGCAUUUAUUAGCUAGCUGGAUGGCUGGCUUGCUACAUAUGCUUAGACCAUAUGAACAUGUUUAGUUCAUUUUCUUUGUUUUUUAUAUUGAUACAAUUGUUAGCAAAUGGACAAAGUGAUUGGGCAGGUUAUAGCCCAAUGUGUUAAACUAGAUGGUAAAAUAGAAAGUCCAUGCAAACAUUUAAUGCUUCUAUUAAAAUUGGUUCAUUUUCAAGUAA